AAAGACUGAACUGAAGAUCUGAACUUCACAACAAAGUUUCCUCAUUAGCUGUUGGGUUGUUGUUUUUUUAUUUUAUUUAUUUGUAUCGCUGCAGAAUGCACACCGGACCUCUAAGUGUGUCUCCUAACAUGGCACUAGAGGUCUGGGGCCAGAUGUAAUGGCCAAACUCAGGACCAGGUGGCUUCUGUCCAUCUUGCUGGUCAACCUGAAGAAUUGUUCUGCUCCAGGUCCUCCUGCUGCUCCUUCUCGCCCUUACUGUUUUAUCCCAUGUGGUGAGAGAAACAACUGUGUAGAUAUCCACUGUAGCUGGGACACCAGGCCGGACCCUCUGACCCCCACCAACUACAGCCUGCACUGGGAGCCGGCUAACACCGAAGAGGGUCAUGUGAUCAAUGGGACCAGUGAGAGUGGGAUCAUCCAUCGGGAACACUUCAGCCAUGGAGAACUUCAUGUCUGGGUCCAGGCUAAGAACCAGCACGGUUCUACCAGAUCUCAGAAGGCUGUGUUCCAUACUGAAGAUAUCAUGAAGCCGUCCCCUCCUAACGUCUCGUCGAGCUCUCUGGAGUCUCUGGAGAUCGACUGGAUCUCCUCCUGUGAUGAGCUGCAGCCCUGUGACGUCCGCCACCGCCACCAGGCAGAACAACACUGGAUUGAGGCCAAAGACGUUCUUCAUGGCAGCUACGCGGUGGACAGUCCCAAACCCUGCACACUCUACCAGUUCCAGGUUCGCUGCUCCUGUGCAAAAAGUUUGCGUAGCGACUGGAGCGCCACUCACACAAUACUCAGCACUGAAACAGCCCUGGUUGGAGCUCUGGAUGUGUGGCUGGACUGUGGCAUCUCACACACAAACUCUGACUGUGUUCUCACCUGGAAGAAGCUUCCUCCGUCUCAGGCCUGUGGAGUGUUUCUGGGAUAUGAAGUCCUGCUCUCCUUCAGUGACGGCGUCACAGAGUGGGUGAACAUGUCCUCCACUGAGCCAGCGGGCCUCUUGGUCUGUGAGGAGAUGCAGUGCUACUUCAACCGCUCUCUGAAGCUCGUAGCUUCAGUCAGUGUGGCGGCCUUCAACGCUGACAGCUCCACAGAACCUUCUCACCUCACGCUCACAGCUACAGGUAAAGAAAGAAACGAUCAACCGAUCCAGCUCCAGAUGACUGAAGAGAGCCUGAAUGUGUCCUGGGAUGGUGGUCCCUCUCUGCGCUCUGAGGACCUGAAGGAAUACGUGGUUCAAUACAAACAGGCAGGAAGUCUUCUGGGCCGAAGAUUUCACUGGCUCAGAGUCAACACCAGCCAAACAACAGCCACUUUUACAGGUGAAUAUAAGAAGUACACUCCCUACCAGGUGUCAUUGUUCUCUGUCUCACACACCAGAGAAGUCCAUCACCUGUCUUCACUUAUUGGAUAUUCAGUUCAAGGAACCCCCUCCACGGUGCCGGCGUUGAAGGUGUCGUCCAUCGGUUCCUCUCAUGUGAUCCUGUUCUGGGAGCCUGUUCCUCUCUCCGGGCAGAACGGCCUGAUCCUCUACUACCAAGUCAUAGUGGACAGUGGAAAGAAACAAAACGUGUACAAUGUGAGUGCGUCCCCGCAGCACCAGAACACGACCUACGAGCUGCAGCAUCUCAGCCCGGAGCAGGACUACGAGGUCCGGGUCCGAGCGGUGACGGCGGCCGGUCCUGGACCAAACGCCACCGCAGAGUUCAGGACCAGUCACGGCGAAUAUUUUGCGUUCCUCCUACCAGCCGUUCUUGGAAUCCUUUCUGUGGUGGUUUUAUGUGCUGCUGCUGCUUUAUACUGUGCUCUGUGUGAAGAAAACAAAGCGUGUCCUCUGUUUUUCUGGGAGAAAGUGCCGGAUGCCAGCAACAGCCAGAUUUUAAAACAUAUGAAGAACCAGAUCAACGACCCCUUGGCUUGGAUCUCCAUUCCCGUCUAUGAGCCUCAUCCAAAGAUCUCCUUGCUGGAGGUGCUGGAGGCUCCGCCCUCAGCUCCCAGCUCCUCCCCGAGGAGAACCUCCGACCCCGACGGGUCGACUCGUCCUCUGGUCAGAGACUCCCCGACGGAGGACCAGAGGGAGGACGCCGUCUCAGGGGAGAGUCACAGGACAGACCGCAGAUAUGGAAGAGAGGAGUACAGCAAAAUGUUGGACUCUGAUGAGGAGCGGGACCGGGAGGACGGGUGGAGCUCCACGGAGGAGGAGCAGUCGCCGUCAGGCUAUGAGAAGCACUUCAUGCCCACGGCUUAUGAAGUACAGGUGGUUUGAUGUGUUGCAACAUCCACAUUCACCUCAAAUGUGGAUGUUUUUUGUAAUGUGCAGAAAAUUUGAAAUGUGGUUUUUAGAUAAUAACGCUCCGGACAGGCUUCUGUCGAUGUGAAAAUGAUCAACAAAGAAACAAAUUGACCAAAAAUAGAUGCAAAAAUGACACAAAAUGGCCAAAAAUAGAUGCAAAAAUGACACAAAAUGGCCAAAAAUAGAUGCAAAAAUGACGCAAAAAUUAUUGUAAAAAUGAUCAAAAAAGAAACAAAUUGACCAAAAAUAGAUGUAAAAAUGAUUAAAAAAGACACAAAAUGGCCAAAAAUAGAUGCAAAAAUGACACAAAAGUAUCGAAAUAGAAACAAAUUGACCAAAAAUAGAUGCAAAAAUGAUCAAAAGAGACACAAAAUGACCCAAAAUAGAUGUAAAAUGAUCAAAAAAGAAACUAAAUGAGCAAAAAUAGAUGCAAAAAUGAUCAAAAAAAGACACAAAACGAUCAAAAAUAGAUGCAAAAAUGACCAAAAAAUGAAACAAAAUUAUCGAAGUAGAAACAGAUUGACCAAAAAUAGAUGUAAAAAUGAUCAAAAAAGACACAAAAUGGUCAAAAAUAGAUGCAAAAAUGACACAAAAGUAUCGAAAUAGAAACAAAUUGACUAAAAAUAGAUUUAAAAAUUAUCAAAAAAGACACAAAAUGGGCAAAAAUAGAUGCAAAAGUGACACAAAAUUAUCGAAAUAGAAAUAAAUUGACCAAAAAUGUAUGCAAAAAUGGCCGAAAAGACACAAAAUUACACAAAAAUGCUUGUGUAGCCUUUUUCUGCAGGACAGAGGAAGGCAGACUCAGGUCAUUGGAGAGAUUUGCCUUUACACGAGGACGCUUACAGGACAAACGACAAAUAUUUUAUGUGAAGUGCCUUUCGUUUAGACGGUGAUGGCGUUUUUAGGGCUUAAAAACACAAAAAUGUGAAACCAGCCUCAAACAUAUUUCAAAUUAUUCGUCAAAAACACGCCAAAAAAUCUCCCCAAUGUUACCCUAUGGAGAGGCUAGAGUGAUGACAUCAUCGCUAGACUGCAGAGGGAGAGAAAAAUGUGUCAAAAAAUAAAUUUGUAAACUGCGUUUGAGGCCUCAGAUACCACUCUACAGAAAUAAUUUAUAGAUAUAAACGUAGUAAAAUGUGUCUCCUCCCUCUCAUUGGUGUGGUAAAGCUGUCAGAGUUCUAGUUUGGGCGUAGGACGCACAGAUGCGUACUUUUGUCAGUAAAAAACAAAACGAAUCUAAGCUCAAAAUAGGGAAAUUUCACCAAAAUCACUUCAUUCUGUCUCUAAACCAUCGUUGGGUUUUCACAUUUCUGACGGUCCGAGAAAAAAGCCAACCCAGUGAUCAAAAAUUCCAUCAAGAAAAAUAACAAAAUCUUUCAACUUUUAACUUGAAAAAACACAAUAAAAGUCCAGAUUAACAAGUUCUAAGUCGUUGCAGAUAUUUAAAAAGUGUGUGUGAAUCAUUUCAUCUCCUGAAUCAACUGAAAACGAUCUUUGUUCCCCAAUAAAUCGACAUUUAAUUCUUUGUUAGAGUCUGACAGCAUCCAGUCAAACCAACAUAACACGUAAAUAAUCACUCAUUGACUCCUACGGGACAUUUAGAGUGGGCGUAUGACGCACAGAUGAUCCACCAACACCACCUCAAAGGCCGCCAUGGGAAAAAGGCGGGAAAAUUUCUGUAGGAAAGCUGAGCUACCAGUUUCUUCUGAUCGCUCUAAAAAAACAAUUUCUUCAUUUUUCUUCACAAAACACAUAUGUAGACGUUCAGGAAGAACUCAGGAUGCUCAAAGUGAAGUCGGAUCAAUGAUAGGAAUUAUGGUUUUGCCAAAAAUGCUUUCAGUUCGAGGGGCAAUUUUCACCUGUUUCCACCUCUCACAGUGGCGUCAAAUUCUACAGCAGCAGUUGAUUUCAGUUGAUUGCUCUGCUCUGAUUGGUGGAUGCCACCUGGCCCUGGUUGCUUAGCUACCAAAGCCUGCGGAAAGUCUUCUUAAAGUCUUUUAAAGAAAGUUUGUUUGUCUCUGAGAGCAGCUGCUUGGAGACUUCAGGAAACAUGAAUAAUCUCCGUUCUGAUGGCUGCCUUCUCAUUUAAUGGAACUAUCUGUCACUUUGCUUGUGGUGCUCAAAACAACAAAAACAUUUAUCUGAAAUACUCAACGGCAAUGUUUACCUCCGCAAAGCAUGACCUCAUUAUUUAAGACAAUCAACAGACGGUGUUGUGACCAGAACUAGUAAAACUCCUACACAGAAUUGUAGAUAUUUUUAGUUAGUUUUAUUUAGGUUGAACUGCUAUUUUGGUCCAAAUGUAAAUGUAAAUGUUAAGAUAUCAAGUGCUAUUUCAUAUAUUCUCUGUUUAGGUAAAUACAUUUUUUUUUUUACAUUAUCUCAGCUUAAAUUGUAUAUUUUGAUAAGUAAAAUGUACAUAUGUAAUAAAAUAAACAGUUUUAU
Centropristis striata (black sea bass) is the source of this 4726-nucleotide messenger RNA. RefSeq names its product interleukin 12 receptor, beta 2a, like (gene il12rb2l). The coding region runs from base 158 to 2254 and encodes 698 amino acids. NCBI's taxonomy places the organism in Eukaryota, Metazoa, Chordata, Actinopteri, Perciformes, Serranidae. The transcript is spliced from 15 exons. Gene Ontology annotation, cellular component: external side of plasma membrane; signaling receptor complex. Gene Ontology annotation, molecular function: cytokine binding; cytokine receptor activity. Gene Ontology annotation, biological process: cytokine-mediated signaling pathway. The record is from RefSeq and is a predicted model, not a curated record.